Messenger RNA from Penicillium angulare, 666 nucleotides. Its product is annotated as PQ-loop repeat-containing protein. The transcript is spliced from 5 exons. Bases 1 to 666 code for a protein of 221 amino acids. Lineage: Eukaryota; Fungi; Ascomycota; Eurotiomycetes; Eurotiales; Aspergillaceae. The record is from RefSeq and is a predicted model, not a curated record.
AUGUCGGGCGGAGACAACAUCACACUAUCCUCCAAUGUCCUCGGCACAAUUGGCACAGUGCUGUGGUGCAUUCAGCUCAUCCCGCAGAUCUGGUAUAACUACCGAAGAAAAAAGACAGAUGGCUUCCCAGCUGCUAUGAUGUUUCUAUGGGCCAGUUCGACGAUGCUUUGUCUGGGAACGAGUGCAUUGUUUGGUGGACUUGAGGCUCUUUUGAUUCUUACGUUGCGGAUUCCUUACAACAAAGGCGUUACAUGGCCUGAUAUUGUAGUUGGUGUAAUCGCUGCUGUACUCCUCAGUGCAGGUUUACUACCUCCUUAUUUUGAACUUUGGAAGCGAGAUGGCCGUGUGAUCGGAUUCACGGCACAAGGCAGUUUCGAUAUUCUGGGUGGUAUUAUGUACAUCCUCGUUGUGGUCUUGGAAGCUGGUAUAUAUCUCAGCCAUAUUAUCUGGCGGAUUCGAUAUCGCAAGCUCCGAAAAGAGGCGAAGAGCUCGGGAAUAAGUAUUGAUGAUUUGCUUGCAUUGAACAGGAAUGAUACAGAAGAAACUCGAGAUACUCGAAUAAGUACUCUGGGGUCUGUGGAUAUUGAGAAGCAGGCGGCUGCCAGUGGGCAGUCACCGCCACCUCGAUUAAAUGAACAGCCACUGGAUGUAGGUGAAAAGUGUUAA